UGUAAAAGUAAACAAAAAUCCAAAAGGAAUUAUCAUUCAUGGAUCUGUAACAUAGACAUGCAUAAUUAUAGAGACACAACAUGAAUAAAUCUUUUAAUAGGUUAUCUAGUGGGUACAGUAUAUUCAUUGUAAUUUUAUUCAUUCAUUGUAUCAAUACCAUUAUAAGAAUAUUUUUUCUUUCUAAUAAACGAACGAAAAAUGACUUCUAACGAUCAGUUAUUGUCACAAUAUAUCAAGUCAGAAGCAGUUGAUUCAAAUAAAUCAACUGAUGACUCGUUCAUUAAUCUUAAAGUUCGAGAUUAUUCUAACAAUGUGACAGUUUACAAAGUCAAAAGGACGAAACCUCUUAAUAAACUUAUGCAAAUCCAUUGUGAUAGAAAUGGCUUGAAUAUUCAAGUUUUUAAUUUUUAUUUUGAUGGAAUUCGUAUUAAGGAUAAUUAUACUCCUGAUUAUCUUGAGAUGGAAAACGAUGAUGAUAUCCAUGUUGUGGCCAGCCAAAUAGGGUGUUAAUGCUUUUACACUAAACCAAUAUUAAAAUAUUUAUCUUUUUUUUUUAUUUUAUAUUUAAGUGGUGGUUUCUAAAAUAAAUAGUUAUAAAUCGAUUUUUUUUACAAUAUUUAUAUUUAAGCAAAUGAUAUAAUUCUGAA
Messenger RNA from Rhizophagus irregularis DAOM 181602=DAOM 197198, 647 nucleotides. RefSeq lists its product as uncharacterized. Gene Ontology annotation, cellular component: nucleus. NCBI's taxonomy places the organism in Eukaryota, Fungi, Glomeromycota, Glomeromycetes, Glomerales, Glomeraceae. Gene Ontology annotation, biological process: protein sumoylation. Gene Ontology annotation, molecular function: ubiquitin-like protein ligase binding; protein tag activity. The record is from RefSeq and is a predicted model, not a curated record.